Molecule: messenger RNA, 1563 nt
Organism: Naumovozyma castellii
Lineage: Eukaryota; Fungi; Ascomycota; Saccharomycetes; Saccharomycetales; Saccharomycetaceae
Gene: CLN1
Product: cyclin CLN1
Exons: 1
Coding region: 1-1563 (520 amino acids)
Source: RefSeq, a predicted model, not a curated record
AUGACUACUGAAUAUAAGCAAGGUUUAAUCGUCACUGCCAAACAAACAUACUAUCCAAUUGAACUCUCCAAUUCGGAAUUAUUAGCACAUUAUGAAACAAUCCAAGAAUAUAACCAGGACAUCUUAUCCAAUAUUGUUUCUCAAUCAUGUAAAUUUAAGCCAGAUCCCAAAUUAAUUGAUCAGCAACCAGAAUUGGAUCCUCAUACUUCUAGAUCAAUAACCAUCACAUUCCUAUUUGAAUUGUCCAUAAUGACCCGAGUAACCAACGGUAUUUUUUUCCAAGCUGUGAGAUUGUUUGAUCGUUAUUGUUCCAAGAGAGUCGUUCUUAAGGAUCAAGUAAAAUUAGUUCUUGCUACUUGUCUAUGGCUUGCAGCUAAGACAUGGGGUGGGUGCAACCACAUCAUUAACAACGUCACCGUCCCCACAGGUGGUAGGUUUUAUGGUCCAAAUCCAAGAGCAAGAAUCCCCAGAGUUUCAGAAUUGGUUCAUUAUUGUGGCGGUAGUGAAGUGUUUGAUGAAUCCAUGUUCAUGCAAAUGGAGGGUCACAUUCUAGAUACUUUGAAUUGGGAUGUUUACGAGCCAAUGAUUAAUGACUAUAUCUUAAACGUGGAUGAAAACUGUUUAAUCCAAUACGAAUUGUACAAGAGUCAAGCUGAAUAUGCAGAAAAAUUAUCUCAGAACCGUAAUUCUCAAUUGUCACAGGACAGUGAUGCUACAGUGGAUGAAGAAGAUGAAGAUUCCUCCAUGAAGGAUGAAGACCAAGAAUUGAAUUCCAAGAUCAAAUUAAUUGAAUUGAAAAAAUUCUUAAUCGAUUUGUCUACUUGGCAGUACGAUCUACUCAAAUAUGAAUUAUUUGAAAUGUCUCAUGGAAUAUUCACAAUGAUUAACAGAUUUACCAAUCAAGAUCAAACUCCAUUCUUAGCUUUCCCCAUUCCAUCUACUAAUACACAGGCUCAAAUAUUAAACAUAUUCAUUAAAGGUAUCUGUAACGUCCCACAUUCCUUACUAGAAGUCUACAAGGGUAAAGAUGGUAUAAUGCAAUUUAUUUCCAUUGUCAAUGAAUAUCAAAGGAAAUUGGAAAUUUCUUCAGCCAUGGAUCUCAGCAGGAAAAAUUCAUUCAGAUCAGGCUAUUAUGAUCCUCAAACAAUUAUUGCAUGUUCUCCAAUAUAUUCAAGAAAUGGUACCCCAAUCAGAAACGUUUCCGCAAGCUCAGAUAUUAGUGUCUUCAGUAACAUUGAACAAUCGUCACCACUCACUCCACAAAUGUCUGGUACAUACGCUCAAUUCAAGAAUGAAAGUGCAUGUGGUAGUGUCAUCAGUGUGAACAGUGUUACGAACCAUAACAUUAAUAGCAUGAAUAAGGGAUCAUACACGGAUUGCAUGGAUUAUAAUAAAGAAAACAGAAUACCGAACUCUUUAAGCCAAGUGCCACCAAGAGCUAAAUUUAUUAACACUGGUGUAUUCCACUCACCAACUGAUACGAUACAUAGUGGAACUAACAUUAGCGAUAAUUCAUCACUCACUUCUUUAGGAAUUUCUAACAUCUAUGAAAAUGUUGCUUGA